AAAAAGAAAAAAAAAAGCACCCAAACCAAAAAUUAACCAACCAAACAACCCCCAACAGCCAAGCAUACAUCUCUAUUUUUUUAUUUUGGUCUUUUCGUUGGAUUUUCCCUUCUUUUUUUUUUCUCUCCUUUUUUUUUUCGGGUUAUCGCUCAGUUUUGAGCGAAGGUUUACAUUUUUUAAAAAUUUGCUUUCCAGCCCGCCUUGAUCUUCUAGCACGAGUUCAUCGUCUCAAAAAAAAAAAAAAAAAAUCUCUGGCUGGCGUUUUUCUUUCCUUUUUUUUUUUUUUUUUCAAUAUUUUCAAGGGGGAGGAGAUUUUCCACAAGAAAAGGUUGUUUUCAUGUUUGGGAUUCAGGAAAGCAUCCAACGGAGUGGAAGCAGCAUGAAGGAAGAGCCGCUGGGCAGCGGCAUGAACGCGGUGCGGACGUGGAUGCAGGGCGCCGGGGUGCUGGACGCCAACACGGCGGCGCAGAGCGGGGUGGGUCUGGCCCGGGCUCACUUUGAGAAGCAGCCGCCUUCCAAUCUGCGGAAAUCCAACUUCUUCCACUUCGUCCUGGCCCUCUACGACAGACAGGGCCAGCCCGUGGAGAUCGAGAGGACAGCCUUUGUGGGGUUCGUGGAGAAGGAAAAAGAAGCCAACAGCGAAAAGACCAAUAACGGGAUUCACUACCGGCUCCAGCUCCUCUACAGCAAUGGGAUAAGGACGGAGCAAGAUUUCUACGUGCGCCUCAUUGACUCCAUGACAAAACAAGCCAUAGUGUAUGAAGGCCAAGACAAGAACCCAGAAAUGUGCCGAGUCUUGCUCACACACGAGAUCAUGUGCAGCCGCUGUUGUGACAAGAAGAGCUGUGGCAACCGAAAUGAGACUCCCUCAGAUCCAGUGAUAAUUGACAGAAAACAGUGUGUAGCCAAUGUUGGUCUCUUAAGAGAGGAGUAUUUUAAAACCGGCUGA
Messenger RNA from Leptonychotes weddellii (Weddell seal), 949 nucleotides. The record is from RefSeq and is a predicted model, not a curated record. Lineage: Eukaryota; Metazoa; Chordata; Mammalia; Carnivora; Phocidae.